UGGGACACCCAGCCUAGCAAAAAUGUCGAAGAACCAUCAGCCGAACGAGGGAAGCAUGUCGUCGUCCCCGAGACGCAUCCUCCCCUGCUCCCGUUGCCCGGAACUCAGCGUGGCCCCCGUCUCUUGGGAGGCCCCUCAUGCACGACUUGACAGGGAUUGGCAAAGAUCUGUGAGCAAGAAUUCCCCAUAACUGAUUGUGGUUAUUACUGGGGAAUUUCCGCCGAGUGGGCAGACGACUGCUCUGAUGUUUUUACGAUUUGCCAUCCCAAAUUCCCCAUUGGCUCCACACUGAGUCAAUACCAUCGCCUCCCCUCUCCUCUUCCUCGUCCCAUUACCCUGUUAGCUCCAGUAGACCUAACACCAACACUGGCCCCGCCAUCUUUUACUUCCCUACGACUAUCUAUCCCAACUACUCCUCUGUGCCUAUUCAGGCCUACACGACACUGCUGUCAUAAAAGGUAAUUUCAAGAGCCCGCUUCUCCUUCCCUGAUUCCAUUGCCUUGACCUUUUGUUGCCGGGCUGGCUUACGGCAUGCCGCCUUUUCGGCUUCGAGGGCCGUACGUACGUACCUAGUUGUACAUUCGCCGCUUGUUUAGCCUUACGUAGUUGAUCCCUACCUUUUGUCAUC
Molecule: messenger RNA, 628 nt
Organism: Bipolaris maydis ATCC 48331
Lineage: Eukaryota; Fungi; Ascomycota; Dothideomycetes; Pleosporales; Pleosporaceae
Source: RefSeq, a predicted model, not a curated record